GCUUGCACUUAAGCCGUACGUGGCAAACAGACGGCCGCAGCAUUUUGAGGUUCUUCUCUCCUGCAAUAUUUCACUCAUACAAACUCUAGCACAGGAAGGAAUAACCCAACGAGGAAACUUUUUUUUUUACUAAAUCAAGAUAUUUUUGUAAAGUCUACAAACAAUGUUUACCACGUCGGAGCUGGUUGUCCUGCUAGCCGUCCUGUCCGCCACGGCGUCCGGCUACUUCGUUAGCAUCGACGCCCAAGCCGACGAGUGCUUCUACGAGCGGGUCAACUCCGGCACUAAGAUGGGCCUCAUGUUUGAGGUGGCCGAAGGAGGCUUUUUGGAUAUUGACGUGGAGAUAACCGGACCCGAUGGUAAGCAGAUCUACAAGGGUGACCGUGAGUCCAGCGGCAAAUACUCGGUGGCGGCGCACAUGGACGGAACCUACAAGUUCUGCUUCAGCAACAAAAUGUCCACAAUGACACCCAAGAUCGUCAUGUUCACCAUCGACAUCGGCGAGGCACCCAAAGGCCAGGACAUGGAGACCGAAGCUCACCAAAACAAGCUGGAGGAGAUGAUCAACGAGCUGGCCGUCGCCAUGACGGCCGUGAAGCACGAGCAGGAGUACAUGGAGGUGCGCGAGAGGAUACACAGAGCGAUCAACGACAACACAAACAGCCGAGUGGUGCUGUGGUCCUUCUUCGAAGCCCUCGUUCUGGUGGCCAUGACGCUCGGACAGAUUUACUACCUGAAGAGAUUUUUUGAAGUGCGGCGGGUGGUGUAGAGCUGCGGCGGCGUGAGCCCUCCACGUUCCUCUUCUUGGCGUCCGACCCCAAGACAGUUAUUUACACUCUGCAAUCGAGACUGGCAGUUUUCACUACUUCUCAUUUGUUUGUACAUUUGGAAACAAACGGCCACAAGAUUAUGGAGUGGAUGUCUUUUUUGGGGGGGGGGUUUAACUGAUUGUUUUCUCCUUAAAUGGGUUUAAUCAUUUUUUUCCGUAAUGCCUAAUCAAUUGUGAAAUAUUUGCUAGUACUGUUAAAUAAAAGCAGUCAGGUGGAAGUUGAUGGAGGUGACAUGUUAAAUAGGCUGUCAGUUUGGGGAGGGGACGGGGUUGUGCUGGACAGUAAAACUACUAUUUUACUCUCCCUCACAUCCUUCAAAGGCCUCUUGUAAGCGGUCCAUACUUCAAUGAGUGAGUCAUAAGACUCAAGUUAGCAAAAGGAAUCGAAUCUGUACAUUACCGACCGAAUCUGGAAGUAAUCCAACAGGAAGUGACUUCAUCAGUGAUGGCAUACAGUCAAAUAAAACACCUUUUAACUACAAAUGAAACCACUGCCACGCAGUCAGGUGGAAGUUGAUGGAGGAGAUAUGUUAAAUAGGAUUUGUGUCAGUUUGUGGAGGGGCGGGGUCAUGUGCUGGACAGUAGUGGUGCUUUGCUCUCCAACAGCACUUGUGUGUAGCAGCUGCUUUAAAUGGUAAAUAAAAGGUCAAGUGAUUUUAAAAGUUGAAAACAUGAAGUGUAAUCAAGAUGCUACAUGUUGGUCGGGGGUGGGAGUGGGGUCUGACUUAAUGACUGCUGUGUGCUUUUUGCUGCUGCUCACUUAUUUUGUUGAGGGAUUUUAAAUUAUGCGAUUGUUUGAACUUUUUUUUCACCCUGUUUUGGAACCCUUACAGUGAGGCGCAACUUUUUCCCUUAACCGAGCAUCCAUUUUUCUUUCUGCUCUUAGCUAAACGUCCAAGGCUGUCUAUUCACUCGCGUCUUACUGGAAGUGUUCCACUUUUGUAUUGAAAGAAAAAACAAAAACAACCUUUGCUGUUGCUCAAGCAGGAAAACGAUUCUGCACUCAAGUCUCUCCUUUUCUGAUUCCAACACACUGAAGAAUCCAUCUGUACAAAUGUAGAAUGGUUGAAAAGAAGCUCCAGGUUUCAUAAUAAAGAAAUUCUAUACAAUGAC
This is a messenger RNA of Dunckerocampus dactyliophorus (ringed pipefish), 1942 nucleotides long. It is a transcript of the gene tmed2, whose product is annotated as transmembrane p24 trafficking protein 2. The transcript is spliced from 4 exons. Gene Ontology annotation, biological process: intracellular protein transport; endoplasmic reticulum to Golgi vesicle-mediated transport; Golgi organization. Bases 164 to 769 code for a protein of 201 amino acids. Gene Ontology annotation, cellular component: COPII-coated ER to Golgi transport vesicle; endoplasmic reticulum-Golgi intermediate compartment; endoplasmic reticulum. The record is from RefSeq and is a predicted model, not a curated record. NCBI's taxonomy places the organism in Eukaryota, Metazoa, Chordata, Actinopteri, Syngnathiformes, Syngnathidae.